Molecule: messenger RNA, 2964 nt
Organism: Ctenopharyngodon idella (grass carp)
Lineage: Eukaryota; Metazoa; Chordata; Actinopteri; Cypriniformes; Xenocyprididae
Exons: 5
Coding region: 305-2050 (581 amino acids)
Source: RefSeq, a predicted model, not a curated record
CUGUGAUAGGCGGGUCAUUCGGCUGCUGCGUGAGCGUGGACUAGGCAACAGUCCCAUACGGGUCAUCAAACAACUGCGUGAGAACCACAGCGAGGAGUGGCUGCAGCGUCUGGCCCGGUAAACCACCCAAUGUGUGGACUUCCUCAACCGACCCAGGGUGUUGCCAAUAAAAUUCCAGGAACCCCCAGAGCCUACAGUGGUGCCAAGCUGCAAGUGGCUGCUCACAGUGUACAGCCAAGACAUCCUGACAAGGCUGGAUGAAAUCCAUGCAAGGAUAACAUUCACGUAUGGUUCAGUCUUAAAGAUGGAUUCCACUAAAAAGAUCACUAAGAAGUUGGCUGGGACAGCGAGGGGAAUGGGACUCUGGUUUACCUCUGUUGGCAACGAGUUUGGUCAGGUGCUCAUAAGUGUGCUGACAGCCCAGGAAGGAGCAGGACUGGACAUGAUGGUAGAUGGUUUGGUGAAAAGGUACCAGCAGGCUGGCGUGGAUCCACCUGCUGUUUUGUAUAUAGACUGUGGCUGCUGCACUGAGAUGGGCAAGACCAAGCUGAAAACUAGGUUCAGAGGUUGGCCAGAUCUCAAGAUACGCUUGGACAUCUGGCAUUUUAUGUGCAGGAUUGCCUUGGGGUGUACAACUGAUGCCCAUCAGCUGUAUCCUAUCUUCGUGUCAGCGUGCAUUUUUGAGUGGGAUGUUUCUAUGCUUCGCAAAGCAAAGAGAGAGCUGCUGAUGUCCCAGGGUUGGCCUGCGCUGACAGAUGAUGUCAACAAGCAUCUUACCAGGGAGGAGCUGUCUUUCCAUUGCCAGAGGAGGACCCAUGGAGAGGAGACUACCAUCCUUCUCUUUGAGCAGCUGCUUACAGAGCUCCUGAGCAGCAAGGGCAAUGACUCCCUGGGUGUAUCUCUCCUGGACCAAGAAAGGAUGGAGCACAUCUGGAGUGUCCAGAAGAAGCAUGUCAAAUGCAUUCAAGACCCCCCUGGUGUUGUGCUCUAUACAGAGACAGGGAGCUUAACCAAGGGAGGUGUGUUUCUGAAGACAUACAGAUGUGCCAGAGGCUUUUCCUUUCAUUUACACCUGAACUGUUUCAUCCAAGGGACCAGUGCCAACAGUCUGAGCUUUCAGAUUUAUCUGCUGGAGGGUCUACACAGGUGGAACCAGGACCGGGAGGCUGCUUCCCUGUCAUCGGAGCCAUCAGCUUUGCGCAGCUACACAGGAGAAAUUGUUCACUGUGUGAACAGUAAUUAUGAAAAGCUGUUGGGCAGGAAAGUGGUCCCCACGUUUUGUCCCCCUGCAUGUUACACUAGUGAGCUCAUUGGAGUGCAUUUGUUCCAGCAGACUGGUCAGGCACUGCAGGACAUGAAUCCAGACUCUGAGCAGACUGCAGAGCUCAUUGAUGGCCUCUGUUUGGAGGAGCAAGAUGAAGAUGAGGGCUUCUGUGACAUCAGCGAGGAUCACACCAUUAUAGAUCCGGAGACUGUUCUGUCACCACCCUCCUCCACCCUGACACCCUGGUCACCAGCAGUGCCACCUCUAUCCUGGGCUCCUCAUCCCCAUCACUCGUCCCUGACCCCACACAUAGCCUCACACAGUCUCCAUCACCUGGACCCUCAGGGAUUGCUGUCCAACCUGUUCCCUCUGAAGCAUCUAUUUCACCUCUCCCCUCAGAACCAGAGGAUACGGGUCAGGAUUAUGAUGAUGAUGAUGAUGAUGAUGAUAGAGAGAUGGCUCUUGACUACCAAAAUGUGCCAGGAUUCCAACAUGUGGACAGGCUGGUGGAAUAUCUGUUGGAAUAUCAGAACCUGGAUGAACGGGACAAGCAACGGGUGGUCUAUGCAUCUCGACCAGAGGAGACUGCCAAGUGGACGCUUCAGAGUACCAAAGAGGCCCACUCACCCUGUAGUAGAGAGCACCAUCAGAUGUGUGCUGGGUGCGAGCAGUGCACCUGCUCAAUGGCUUGUUGCCGUCUGGUGGAGACCAUCUUCAUCAGGCUUUGCUCUGUCCUCCCAAGCCCCAAAAGAAAAGGCAAGGGUACCCUGUCAAGAUGGUCUCUGAUUCUCCAAGACUAUCGAAGGAUUAGGCAGCUUGUUCUUGGAAAUGGCUUGGUGAUGGGAGGAACAUCAAUGUAGCUGGUGGAGCUUAACCAGAACACCCUGAUUAAUUGGUAUAACAACAGACAGAAGAAGCAGGAGCUGUCUGUGCUGGUUCAGGGCAUUCAGUUGCCUCAACCCCUCCCUGAAGCUCAGGAGCCUCUCCAGGUUGCCAAACGCCUAGGCACUGAGCAAGAACAACCAGGGGACCAGCACCAGUACAAGCUACCAGAGAGUACAGCGGGUCAGGCAAAGCAGAGGUAGACUUCUGUUGGUCGACCCCCUCUCAGACCCAAGGCCCCAGUGCAGAGUCAGAUGUUGGUUACACCAUCAGCACCUGGAGCAUCACUGUAGAUGGUAUCAAAUUUACUCAUACCGGCAGGUUUCCAGGGUGUGCCAAUGUUCCAGGGAGUGCAGAUGGUCCAAAGAAUGCUGAUGGUCCAGGGAAUCCCAAUGGUCCAAGGAGUCCUGAUGAUCCCGGGAAUGCCAAUCAUGCAGCCACUGUUACAGCCAACAGCUGUACAGGGCAUCAGCUCACAGCCUGCUGCACCAGUUGCCAAUCCAGGAGCCAUGCCCAAGAGACCCUAGAGGAGAACUUUAGAGGCAAACCCCUGUAAAAAAUGCGGGCAAUUCAAAACAAGUGCAACUGGACAUAGCCAGUACAGGGUAUUAUUGUAUAUGUAUCGUAUUGUAUAUAUGUAACAGGGUUAGUGUGAACAGUUGUUUAAUAGAGUUCAUCAUUGGUAAUACUUGUGUUAAGUUACUUGUGUUUUUUUAAAAGUCAUUUAACACUUUGUUUAACUUUUUAUUUAUUGUUUUUGAAAACUUAUUUAACUUUCCAUUAAACUUAUUUAAAAAAAAAAAAAAAAACUUAUUUAA